Messenger RNA from Doryrhamphus excisus (bluestripe pipefish), 1072 nucleotides. It is a transcript of the gene haus1, whose product is annotated as HAUS augmin-like complex, subunit 1. Gene Ontology annotation, cellular component: HAUS complex; cytosol. Lineage: Eukaryota; Metazoa; Chordata; Actinopteri; Syngnathiformes; Syngnathidae. Gene Ontology annotation, biological process: centrosome cycle; spindle assembly. The record is from RefSeq and is a predicted model, not a curated record.
UUGUCAAAAUGUGUUUACGCGAUUUCUAAAGGCGGAAGUAUACUACUGUCCUCUCAUUGGGUAACAACCCGGAAGUUGGAAGGAAAACGGUGGCGGCGGCGCGAAAAUGGAAUAUAGGAGCUGCUUUUUUAUUGUUGACUUGUAAAGCCUGUGUGAUUACCCGUCUUUGACAGAGCUAUCGUGUUCUUUUUGGCCAUGUGCGAAAACAUUGAUAAGGUCAACAGCUGGCUAGGUGCUGCGUUCGGGGACCAGGCCGUGCCCCAGUAUGAGGUCAAUUCAAGAACCGUGGACAUUCUGUGCCAGCUGGCUCAGGCCAGCGAGGCCCGUUGCAAUGACACGGAGCUGCUGAUAGAAGACCUCAACCAGAAAGCGUCAGAGUACCAGGCUGAGGGCGCUCAUCUCCAGGACGUUCUUCUCCAAGGCGUCGGUCUGUCCUACGCAAGCUUGUCCAAGUCCUCUGUGGUCUACCUGUCUGCUUUAGUGGAUAGCGCCAUGGUGCUGGGGGUCAGAGACACGUCGCUGUGCAGCUUCAUGCCCGCGCUGAACCGCCUCACCGAUGAGCUUCUGGAUGCGGAGAAGUCUAAGAGGAAAGUGGAGCGGGAGGUCGUGGCCCUGCGGAAGAGGCUAAGCGCCACUCUGGUGCUGCGCAGCAACUUGCAGGAGGAUCUCAGCAAAAUUGCUGAGAGUCAAGCGGUGGAAAGCGCCAAAGCUGAGGAGAGGCUACUCAGCAUGGACUUUGUGAGGGCAAAGGCUAAAGAGCUCCGCAUCAGACGGGAGAGCCAAGAGGCCCAGCUAGCUUCCAGAAAAAUGGACACGUCCCUUACACAUCAAGCUUUGGUUGAACUCUCAGAGGAAGUGACCACACUGAAGCAAGAAAUUCUGCCCUUGAAAAAGAAGCUGGAACCUUACAUGGACCUCAGCCCGAACCCAUCUCUUGCUCGAGUUAAAAUAGAAGAAGCAAAAAGAGAACUGGCGGCGCUCGACUCCAAACUGGAGAUGAACAUGGCUUUCAAGUGAAGCGGUGCUAAGUGGUUUGUGAGUUUGUGUUGAAAUAAAUGUAGCAUUUUUCAAA